GUUGAUAUCAAUAUGGCGGUUGUCAGCCAGACAAAGACAGUCAGUCUGAUGUGAUUGAGACAAGGGAGGUUUUCAGGGGGAGACUGGGAGAUAGGGGCCACCCCUCCCCCUUCUCCUCUUCCUGCGCCGGCCUCCACCCCUCCCCUGCCCCCUCCCGACGGGCGGCCCGCGCGGAAGACACCCCUCCCCCUCCCGCCUUCCCUCCUCCCUCCCUCAGCCCUUCGUUCUGGGACGUUGGGGAGGGGGCUGUGCCGGGCGGAGAGAACUCAGCAAGGAUUCCGAGAAUGGUAAAUAACGCUGAUCAUCCCUGAAAGGAUAUUGAUCUGCCUCAUGUAAAGUAUGCUCAGUUCCUUUCCAGUGGUUUUGCUGGAAACCAUGUCUCACUAUACAGAUGAACCCAGAUUUACCAUAGAGCAGAUAGAUCUGCUUCAGCGCCUCCGGCGUACUGGAAUGACUAAACAUGAAAUCCUCCAUGCCUUGGAAACUUUGGACCGUCUUGAUCAAGAGCAUAGUGACAAAUUUGGAAGAAGGUCCAGCUAUGGAGGAAGUUCAUAUGGGAACAGUGCCAACAAUGUCCCAGCAUCUUCCUCUACAGCUACAGCUUCCACACAGACCCAGCAUUCGGGAAUGUCCCCAUCACCUAGUAACAGUUAUGAUACCUCCCCACAGCCUUGCACUACCAAUCAAAAUGGGAGGGAGAAUAAUGAGAGGUUGUCCACAUCCAAUGGAAAGAUGUCACCAACCCGCUACCAUGCAAACAGCAUGGGUCAGAGGUCAUACAGUUUUGAAGCCUCAGAAGAGGACCUAGAUGUAGAUGAUAAAGUGGAGGAGUUAAUGAGGAGGGACAGCAGUGUGAUAAAAGAGGAAAUCAAAGCCUUUCUUGCCAAUCGGAGGAUUUCCCAAGCAGUUGUUGCACAGGUAACAGGUAUCAGUCAGAGCCGGAUCUCUCAUUGGCUGUUGCAACAGGGAUCAGACCUGAGUGAACAGAAGAAAAGAGCAUUUUACCGAUGGUAUCAACUUGAGAAGACAAACCCUGGGGCUACGCUAAGUAUGAGACCAGCCCCUAUUCCUAUAGAGGAUCCUGAAUGGAGACAAACGCCUCCUCCAGUCUCUGCUGCAUCUGGGACCUUCCGACUACGACGAGGAAGUCGAUUCACCUGGAGAAAGGAGUGCCUGGCUGUAAUGGAAAGUUACUUCAAUGAGAAUCAAUACCCAGAUGAAGCAAAGAGAGAAGAAAUUGCCAAUGCCUGCAAUGCAGUUAUACAGAAGCCAGGCAAAAAACUGUCAGAUCUGGAACGAGUUACCUCCCUGAAAGUAUAUAAUUGGUUUGCUAACAGACGGAAGGAGAUCAAGAGGAGAGCCAAUAUCGAAGCAGCAAUCCUGGAGAGUCAUGGGAUAGAUGUACAGAGUCCAGGAGGCCAUUCCAACAGUGAUGAUGUGGACGGAAACGACUACUCUGAGCAGGAUACUUGGCAAGUACGCAAUGGGGAGGAGGAGGAGGGAAGAAGUUCAGAGGGAGGCAGAGAAGCAGAGAAGGAUGACAGCACGAGCCAUAGUGACCACCAAGACCCCAUCUCAUUAGCUGUGGAAAUGGCAGCAGUCAACCACACUAUCUUGGCAUUGGCCCGACAAGGAGCCAACGAAAUCAAGACAGAGGCCCUGGAUGAUGACUGAUCAGGGAGGUGAAACACAACGAGUUAACUUAGUUUAGAUGUAGCACCUUAGCAGACUUUUCCUCGGUCCUUAACAUGUGUUCUUACAGUAUAACUUGCAGUUUCUUGUAUGUCAGGUAGCCGUUAGGGUCUUGUUCUGUGAAGAUGGCAUGGUGCCCUCAGCCUUUGCAUAUACUCUCUCAGUAUUAAUUCCCAGUAAAUAAUAACCAACCAACCAACCUUCCCUCUCCCAGCCCCUGAGGCUAGAAAAUCUUGCUGCUCCGUCUUAGCAUUCCAAGAAAGUGCUUCCAGGUAUUUAGAUAGCCCUCAGUUCUCAAAUAUUAGGCUAUGUGUAAAAUCUUGGGUACCUUAGAUUCAUGUAACACUAGUCUGUACCUCCUUUUCCUCCCCCAAGGCUGACAGGAAGCAAGCUGAGGUAGAGUCACGGCAUGACAGACCCCACUGGGGAGUAUCCACAGAGUCACAGGAACACUAGCAUCCCCACCUCGGCGUGAGGAGAAUUGAUUUCCAGCUGCAAUAAGCCGUGCCUCCUUAUAGUCACACCGUGGCUAGAUUACACUUCUCUGGGUGCUGUGCUAAGAAUGUCAAUGGAGAAACUUGUUCUUAUUCUGGUUGUUGUUAACAUGCCUGACACAGAUAUCCUUUCCUCUCACAAGCUGUGUGACUUAGUAGAUAAAAAUACUGCCUUCUGCCUUUGGGACCAUAAUUAAAAACAAAACAAAAAAAAAAGACAAAAAACAAAAAUUAAAAAAAAAACAAACCCAGCUUGAGAGCAUUGGAAAAAACCAUGAGCUGAAUGUCUAAUGGAUGCUAAGUCCAGUUCUCAGAACCACUGUACAUUCCACGGCACAGUUACCAGUGCCUGUCUGGAACGUUCCGGAGGCCCUCGUGGAAGUUGCUUUGCCUCCUAUCGGUGUUCCUUUUCCCUGCUACCAAAAACAGUCUUUCAAGGAUGGAGCGAAGGUCAAAAAUAGUGAAAUACAGUCUUUUAUCCACUAACUGAAGCCCCCUCAGUCUGAGAGGCCGGUAGGGGACAGCACUGGGGUUGUGCUGACUGUCACAGAUGCAAAUACUUGCCUAAAUAGGAGCAGAAAAAAGCAGGGGACAUUGGCCACUUACAUUGUGGCUAUGUGAGACAUGACAGGAUGUGACUGCUUUGGUGUUCUCUUUACUCUGUCCUUGUAGAGAUGUGAAAAGCUAUUGCUACAGGCAAUUUAUUUAAUAAUUGGAAGCCAUAUUGAUAAUGGAUGUGGUAAUAUUUGUAAAGUUUAAUCUACUUUAAGUGGCAGUAACUAAUGGAAUUUUUUUCCUCGAUCAUAUAUGUAGCACUUUUGUUACUUUUUAAAGAUAUUUAUAUUUGAUAAAUCUUUUUUUCAUUUUGAGAACUCGAAAUACCAAACAGUGAACUUGCGUUAUAGAGUCACCCUGUGAUCACCUUGUCAUCUAGUAGCAAAGUGAUGAACUAUUCAUGCAUCAAAGAAAAUUACAUCUGCUGGCCUUGUAUGAAAAUGAUCUCUUGGCAUCCCGAUUAAGUGACACACUGUCACGGUGGGAAAAGGAAACAGCACAGGGUGCAUCUGAGAGAGGCACACUGCUGCGUACUUUCUGCCUCAUCCCACCCCCUUUCAGGGUGGAAGGAAGCCUUGUUUCAAGGGGAGCAUGGGGCUGGCUAUUAAGCGGGGUUUCUUUUUGUCCAUUACCUGAAAAGUUACCAAGAUGGAAGGUGCCAUUUUCUUACCUCUUCAUUCCUCCUCCUCUACCAAAUGUAUUCAACUUCAAACUAUCGAGAGAGAGAGAGAGCGAGCCUGACCUCCCUUGGUCUUCCCUUUCUCAUUUAUGACAUACUGAAUAUCCGCCACUCCUUAACUGGGCUCCUACCAGGUAAGGCACACGCUGACCAUAUCAUCUCCUCAUCUGUUAAUCCUGCUCACAUAAGUGUAGGGAAGAGUCUUUGAGAAGGCAUGAAAGUACCGUCUCAUACAUGUCUGUGACUUUAAAGAACCAUUAUGCAGGGAUUGGUCCUGCUCUUGUCCAUGGAUUUCGGGACGGGGGGUGGGGGGGGAUUGUGUAUACUUUUUCCAGCUUCCAAGAAUUGAAGUAAAAUGGAACAGUCAUCUGUUUUACUGUAUUACUUGAACCAACAAAUUCAAGAGUAGCAUUUAUUAUUCUCAGGAAUGACCCCACCCACUCUCCUGCUCCCCUGCUCAUAUUCUUUCUUGGUUUACUUGACUUACUUCAGUUAGGAAAUUGUGGUAUCUUUCUUUCCGUUUAUUUUGCUUAGAAGAAAUAUAACAUUUUAUCUUUCUGUUUUGGUGGAGUUUUGUCUUUUUCUUGGUUGAAUCAGAACAAGGAGAGGAAAAACAUGCACUCUGACAAGCCACAUCACAUUAUUUAUUGUAAUUGAUAGCUUCUCUGUGAUAGGAUUGCUAGUAUUGUUUGUUCUUGCUGAUCUUUUUAAGGGAACAAACUGUUAAGACAGCUGCCAUUUCUAAAGAAAUUCAGUGAUUGGCAUAGAAGAGCUAAAAGGUUUCAUUGUUUUAAGACCUUUAAGGAAGAAAAAAGCCUUCAGCGAAUAAAAGGAGUUCGCAUCCUCCAAGAGCAGUACGAGGCCCUAACUGCCGCUGUGGUGAAACUAAAAGAAUAUUUCCACCAGUGGAAGACAGCCUUGUGUUGGACUCAGUGGGAACAGGAGGAAAGAGUCUUUCGCCCACGACUCUUGUCAUCUGAGAAGACCUGUGGCCUACUCUGAAGACCCCACUGCCUUACGUGUUAACUUGCUUUUUCGCCAAGGGUAAGACUUGACUUUUGUUUGGUCUAGAUUUAAACCUACCAUCAGUUUUCUGUUUGUUACCAGGGUCAAUUCUGCUGUCUCUUCCUGACCCCUUUAGUUCUUGGAAAUGGCGUAUGGCGCUGCCACUGUUAAUGUUUCUAAUAUCUUUGGACAGUAAACUUCUUCCCUAAGCUUUUCCAGGUUUUGGAGGUAGUUUUAAAAUAGAAAUGCUAAACUGCGCUAUUACUGAAGAGGAACGAGCCAGGCUCUUUACAGAUCACCUGCUGUCUUCUGGUCACUCUCUCUCCUCUCAGUCCAUUCUGAACUUCAGGCCUCAAAGGGCUCUGUCAGCUCUGUUCCUUCCUGAUUGAGGAAGACUUUUAAGUGUCUUUUAAAUACUGAGUACGGGCAACUGGCCAACAGAUAUUCAUGUAACUUAUUUUUUUAAAAGACAUUUUAAUUCAAUUACUGUAGUCAGGGGGGUAAAGCUUCCCACCCUUUAAAAAAACACCUUACAAAGGGAACUUUUAAAGAUGGAUCACGUUAAGGAGAUGUCUGCCUUCCAUCUAUUGAUAAUCCCAGCAUCAAGUGAAGGCCAGUACGGACCGUCUAGUGGCAUUCAGUGCCAAGUAGACAUCUUGGUUUGUGAUGUUAGAGUGCCCCUUAAGCCUGUUUUCUUGGCAGUCUCAAUCCUCUUAAGUGGUUGAUAAGUAUAGUUACCUUCCACCUCACAGUGGACACUAGCCAUUCAGUCGGAUAACCCCACAUCCACAUUCCCGUGGCCCUUUACAGAAGGGGGCAGGAGGCACCCCCCACGCAUAGGUACCUUUCACCCCAGCUUAGUAGGUGUGACCACCUAGAAAAGACUUGAGGAAAAUCAUUAAUACUGGAAUAUAUAAAUUUAGCAUUAUACUACUUCCUGGUAUAUUUAUGAUGACUGUUCAGUAAUCAGCAACUCCUGUGGGUCCAGAUAUCCAGUUUUAUUUUUACCUCAAAGGGAGUAACUAUGAAGAAUCAGUUUCAUUUCUCCCUGUCUGGCCUUUGUCUUUAAGAAACGUUGGCUUUAGAAAUUUUUCCCUUCGAUACCACCAGGUACCAAUGCACUCUUAUUUAAAUCAGGAAUCUCCAGGCUCUUCUUGUCUGUGAACAGUUCCCACCAUCUUCGUCUGUCCUUCUCUUGAGCUGACUUCUUGCUGAGUUUUUUUUUUAUCCUGCUACACCAGGCAGUAGGUGGGUGUAUCCACCUUGUAACACAAACACUCCCUCCUGUCUUGACCAGAUACAUUAUUCCCGCCCACAACUGUGGAAAUAGCCCCACCACCCCACCAUUAAAAUGUGAACUUUCAGUCCUUAAUUCUCUUUUAUCUUGAGAAAGGUUUGGUUAGAAGCAAUCUUCCUGUGUAACUCGUGGCUCUGCCUUUUAAAAUGCUUUUUGUCUUUUGUUGUUCUGAGAACACCCAGAGUAUUUUCUCCCCAGUGAGUCUCAACAGAUUCUUAGGCAAUAAUUUUCUUCAUUGUUGAUGACCUUACAGUCCUGACCCUCCCUGUUGUACAUUGGUUUCUGUGUUAAUUUGUGUGAUUUAAAUCUUAUGUAGGAAUGCUGACAGAUUUUGUCACUGUGUUGUGAUUAUUAGUGAUGCUUUACUACUGUAUUCACUGGGGCUGUGUUGAGACCAGCCAAAUCAUUUAUAGCUUUACUGAGCCAGAUUUAUUUUUCAAGAUUUCCCAAGUGAAAGUUGGGUACCUUGUCUUGGGGGAGGGUGUGGGGUAGUGGACGCACUGGGGUGAGGGUGGGAAUUACACAUAUAAAGCAUUCCCUUUUUUGUGUACUCUUUUGAAUAGCAAGGAAGGUCACUCAGGAUUUGGGGAUCAAGUUGUCAGCCAUCCUGGAUUUGACAGAUUAAGCUGAAAGCCAUCUCUUUUCUUCCCUUCCACAUUGUCCAAAGUAAAGGUAUCGCUGCCUAAUGAGAGUGGAAGGCUGUCCCGCGGAGGCACCUGUGACCACCAGGUCAUCUGAGGGUUUCACGGUAGCAUCUGUCAGAACAGGGCCCCAUCUUCUGUAGUGUGGUACUCUACGUUAUGUACUCUUGGUUUCAAACAAGACUCUCACUUAAGAAGACAGAUGCCCUUACCAUGUGCAGAGAACUACCCAACUAAGUUAGUAGGAAAGGCUAUUCUUAAUUCUAUUUAUAGAUUGAAAGCGAAAAGCUGCUGCUCUUGUGAUCUUGCAGGGCCAGUGGUUGACUCACUUUUCUCUGAAAUGCAACUUUGUUCCUAUCUGUGUACUUCCAGUAGCUGGAAGCUUGUGAACCGGAAAAGUUUCCAUAUUAGUUUCAUUAUUCUUUCUUGGUAGGGAUGAGAAAAAGCAGCAAAAAGAAAUCUAAUGAUUCAACAAAUCCUGUCUCCUCUAACACUGGUUUUCUUUUGUGAUCAAGAGGUUAAGAAAUAGGGAAGAGAGGAAGAGAACUGGCUGUUUCCCCCUUUGUCUUGACACACAUAAGAAUCCCAACUUUUCUAUUGUUCCUCCUAUGGCAUUGGGGCAGAACUAGAUCUAGUUGACCCAUUCAAGUGAAUCUGCUGGACAGUAGACCACAUACACGCGUUAUCUCACUGGCCAGCACUCUGUCACCACCAAGAGGCUCCAUCUGCAAGGGGAGCUUUCCUUCUCUUCUCUUGUGCCCCUGGUUAUGUGGCAGGUUUCGGAUUGGUUGGGCCCAGUUGGGGUACAGGCCCCUCAUGCAGCAGGAGGCACGUGGACAACAGCUUGGCUCACACUCGGGAAAUCUCAGGACACUGGCUCCCUUGACUCCAUUUUCAUUUUCUUUUAAAUAAGAGCGGCUCUAGACAGCCAUAAUUAACUCUCAGAUUCACAUUGGUGUGCUGUGAUCAAAUGAAGCUUUGGCUGAAUCUUUUCAAAUCGUAACCAUGGUAAUUGAGGGGGGUGGCACAGAAUGAAUAUAUAAAAAUAUAAUGGCAAUUGUUCUGAAUGACUGAGUGUCCUCCUGACAUGUAAUUAGCUGUUUUAGCAGGAUGCAGAUUGGCAUGGUCAUAAUUAAAAGGAUUUCUGUCCUUUAUGUGAUUGGAAAUGGUAGAGCUCCCCUCCCCUGUUCUCUUUUAGCACUAAUGCUCCCGAGAACAUUUGGAACAGCAACUCAGUAAACUAAAAUAAUGAUAUGGUACUCAUGUUCUCCCUCAGUGAAAGAGAAGGAUUUGGAGUUAUUUCAACUUGAAAACGGAAGCUUUGCUUAUUGUUCCCAUUUGACUCCUAAAUUAUUGGAAGCCUCAAUCACAUCCCGUUUCGACCUGCUCUACCUUUGGCAGAAACCCCAAUCAGAAUCCUAAAUGUGGUGAACCUCGGACGGGCCUCCAGCCCACCAGCUCGGAGACUUUGCUGACGUAACUUGAGGACAUUUGCUGCAUACUGAGCCCUUUCCUUGGUUGCCUGAUACUUCCAUUGGCAUCACCGUCGGGAAGUAUUUAUCAGACAGGAGUUUGUGGAGUUGGAUAGGGUUUUCCCCCAUGACACUUAGUUACCAGCCGCCGUGUGUCAGGCGCCUUUGCCGUCCUGAGUCUCGUCACUGUCCUGUUGUGUGAGCACAUGGUCUCACUGCCACAGCCUCAUUCCCUCUCACUCUUGCUUUCGGUCCCAUGAUAGGGUCCCCUUACUCUUCUCAUCCUAUGGUGUCACUUUGGAUCGGAGCUACUGAGUCACCAGCUAGCCUUUCUCUAGAUUAUGGCUUGGGGUUUUUUUCCCCAUCACUUUAUUGGAUAAAGACAGAAGUCUUUAUUUAUCCAAUUGUAUAAUCAAGAGUGAGUCCACAAGAACACCAGCACCCAGUGUAGUGCCACAUGGCCUUUCAGAAGCUGUUUCAGGCCGGAACACUCCAGGAUUGGUUGGUAGCCACUACAGAAAAUAAAGCUCUGGCUUUUUCCCAUGUACAAGUCUUCCCCCCUCCAUACAUCAGAAGGAGCCCUGACCUGGGUGGAAUGCUAGUUACAGCUGUCCUCUCCCCACCCUGACAAUUUAGGGAAAGGUUCUUAAUGCCUUCAGGGUUUUUUUGUUUUGCUCCCCUAAAAUUACCUACGAUGAAAUGUAUAGUAGUUGUGCUGGGUCUCGAAAAAAAUCUUGAAAGAUUUUUAUUCAUGUUUCUCCUCCUGUGCAGCACCCCCGGGCACCCCUUCAGUCACCGAGACUGUGUCUUAGGGAGGGAACCCGUCGGUCUUUAUGACAACGGGAAUGACUAGAGACUCGUGACCCCAAAGAGUAGAGCAUCCCUGUUCUUCAUUCCUAGUUGCUGAAAGAGAACUAUUUCCAUUUAAAAUUUAGAAUCUGUCUUAAAAUUAGAGAUUCUGAGAGCUGACGAGAUGAGUCUAAUUCUGUGAUUUGUGAGACAUGCAUUAAAACAGCCGGCAGAACAUUCUGAUCUGCUAACAUUCAGAGGAAAUAGAAUUACCACCACAGUUAAAACCUUCCACGUAAUCUGUCUUAGGGAUCAAAGUAUUAGAAAUGCUACUUCAGGGAUGGUAUACUUAAAAAGAACUGGAGUUAGACAUUUCCCUCCCCAGAGGCCACUUGGGGGUGAUUCAAAAAACCCUGUACCAUAUAUUCCUUUGCCACCAGCAGCCUCACCCCUUCCUCUAGUGAAAAAGGAACCUUACAAAGAAAUCUUUGUCUUGUUAUCUACUAAAAAUAGGCAGUGUUUAAACAUGCAAUAAGUAAUUUUUGGAAGCAAACGUCAGAAAUUAUUCUUGUAAGAACUAAAGAUGUCACCUUUCUACAACAUAUUACCCCAAGAGACAGACACACAGACGUCCCGCUGGUGCCGAGCUGCCUGCUGAGCACGUGGAGGUUCACAGGCCUGACACCAAGCAACCCCCCAACCGCAGCCAGGCAGGUCUCUAGAGGAUUCUACUUUGUUUCAUUUUCUUAUGGGACAGCGAUGGCCCCACAGUCAUAUUGCCACCACCUCUGAAACUAGACCAGUGCUCCCGUGAGGUUCUAGACCUCACCCCACAGGCUGAGCCCUUCCCCUAAUCUCCCCCCGGUCCAGGACAGGAGCACAGUGAGGCUUCAAGGGAACUAGACUCUACGGCACUUCUUGCCUGCGGUUCAGUUAAUAAAAGCAGAGAACAUGAACAUCUUUGGCACAUCUUAUCUUUUGCUCUAUUCAACUCUUCUAGUAUUUUCUUAGCGCAGAUUACUCUUCUAUAUCCUGCUGUGGUCAGGGGCUUGGUUUUCUGGAACUGCAUGAGUGUCUGCCCUGGCUCAGGCCCUCCUUGGGUCCCCGGGAACCCUACUUGGCCAGUGAAUAGCAGUUGUGCAUGGAGACAAAUCCACAUUUGGGCUGAGCUGAGAUCCCUCUGCCAUCUAGGAUGCGGCACAGCAGGGAGCUUCCUCGGGGGAGGCUGGUGCUUGUCCCGCCACUGCUCACGUGGCGGCUCAGGGACUGCUGGUCAGGGACACGGGCUCCACACUGACCUGGCUCCACGGAAAUUCUCUUCCUUCUCUCCUCCCCUUUCUUCUCUUCUCUUUGCAAAAAUAAGUGGUUCUCAUCGGGGUUGGUUUUGUCACCAUCUCUCUCCACAUCUGUUCUCACGCCAGAGGCCUCCUUGGAGCCCGAGAGUGAACCCCAGCUCAGGAGCCUCUGGGAGAGCCCCCCCAUAUUGUUACAUGAGUCUCUGAUGGAGCUUUAUUAUCCAGCUCCUCCCACAAAACUUAAUUUCAAGGGGAAAAGGUAUGUGUGUCUUUCAUCUUGGAACCGGUCCUGAUUUUGUGCCACUGGCGUUUAGGAACGGGGGCCUUGCUUCAUUUGUCCCUGGGAAGGAGCACUCACCUGUGUUUGUGGCAGCAAGUCACAGACCUCCUGUUUCAAGGUUCUUUCUUUAGGAUUUUUUCAACUGCAACUAAAUUUCAGUCUUGUUUUAUGGCUUUCUUUGCACACAGAAACCUGUUUUUUGCUUUACUUGAACAGCCCUGCAUAAACUCGUGAGCAUCAUUUUUCCACUUCAUUAUUUACUGGAGCUAUAAAACAGGACAAGAGAAUUACAUUAAUGCUGUAUUAAUGUAAACAGCAGCCACUCUGGUGAUAGUACAUUGGACUUGUUUCUACGCCGAAUUUGUGCAGGAAGUGCCCACAUUGCUUAGAGUGGGGGUCUGCACAAAGCUGAGGGUGCUCAGCUGUGGGCGCUUUCAAGAAACAUUGUUAAGAUUUGCCUUGAAAACUACAUUCCACUGUAUUAGAAUCAAUGUACCCCUCAAUCCUGCACCUCUGAAAUGGGCACCACAAAACCAAAGCCAAAGUUCGGAAGGGGGUGUAUAGUGCUUUUUUCUUUCCAAGCAUUAGGAGCUCUGGCAAGGCUUCUCCUUACUGCUCUUCAGUUUUGCCAGAAAAACUCUGUGAAGGGCCUCUCUUCUCCUAGUAGCUUGUUCACGUUGACCCGAGAAAGCAAGUCCGUGUGGUGUGCGCCUCCCCAGCCCCACAGCGGCAUCUGGAGCAGGCCUGCCUGGGCCUCCCCAGACCUGCACUUGCCCACUGUCUUGCUGGGCUGCGGCACACAGACCUGGAAAGGUCUCUCUGCUGGGCCCCACCCCUAGCUGCUGCGCCAUCACAACACUGGUUUCUUCAGACUCACCCUGACUGCGAGGUAGGAUGCUCUCCCUGCCGAAGAUGCCUCCCCUGGAAGAGCCCGCAGCCUUCUCUGAUUUCCCCAUGGGCUCACCCCCUGUCUACGGCCAUGGUCAUGUUGGAUAUGCAGUACCUGUCAAGGAUAAAUUUUUAUUUAUGUUUUUUAAGUGCCUAAGCAAGUCACAGACCUCUGGAACUUGCCAGAGACUGGGCCUGUGCCCUCUCCCUCUCCACCCUGCACUUAGCUCUCUCGGGUGGGCACCGGGUGGCUACCCCUCUCCAGGGUCCCUGGGGUUCUGCAGGCAGAACCGCCGCAAGGUGAGCAAGCAGGAGGGAUCUCUUCACGGCCAUGUCAGGCUGGCUUUGUCACUGUUCUCCAGUGUUUCUUUUUUUAGAGGUGUUUCUGUUUGUGUGGUCAUGGUCUUGGUUCACAGAGCAGUUUAAGAGUCUGCUUAGCUAAGUCUCAGUAGCUACUCAGUUAAGACGACAGUAGAGCAAGACAGCCUCAGAGCAGCAUUCUGUCUCUGUUGGCGUCAAAUCAUCAGAGUGAGUUAGUGAACACGCUGGCUGAUUCAUUUGCCAUCGUGAGUCUCUGGAAUCCUGGCCGCACUUCUGUGUCCUCUUCCUGGAGUGGAGGGAGCAGGGCGUCUGCUCACAGCGGCUCGGAAAGGCUGUCAGCAGUAGGGCGUUAAGCAAGAUCGAAAGUGUGUUUUUGAAAAUGAAUGUGAGAGUACUUGUUUGCUUCUUUUUAAAAGUAAUUUAAUUCUGACCUAAAUACGGGGCCUUUAUUAUGUGGUGGGUGUACACAGAUUAUUUUGUGACCACACUAUGUUCAGAUCACAUCACUAAGCAGCACUCAGUUGAUUUGUUGGUGCGUUAAAAGGUUUUGCAAAAUGGAACAAUCCAAACCCAGGCACUUUAUUUUCAUUAAUCAUCCAGCAUUUUUGUUCAGACAACGUGAUAUGGGUAUUCACAUCUGACAGUGGGCAGACCUACCAGGAGCAUUUGGACUUGGGUGAGCAGAGGGGGGCGACUGCUGUGGGAGGACGAGCGUGAGGCUCUUCCCAGCGCACUACCGCGUGUCUGUCACUUAGCCUGGCUGUGACUGAAGAGGUGAAUGUGAGGAGAGCAGCGCACUAGGAGAACGCAGGGAGGGGCACGAAGGGCCCGGUUCCUUCUCGCUUAGCUGGACUUGAACACUGCAGCAAGCCAGAGCAGAGUGCUGGGGUUCCACUUUUGAAAGACGGGUUCACUGCCAGGGUGGAAACUAGCUGGCGCAGUAAGAUCUAAAAUGGAAAGCAAGUGGAACGGUCAGGUCACAUACCAUGGCCCAGAUGCCUUGGGAUUGUCUGAAGUUACUUAGCAUCCACCAAAUAUUGGCGUCUCUGAGACGGACGUGUGGGACCCCUGCCCGACUGGCAUGGGAGCAGAGAGCCCCUCCCUGCCGUGUGUCUUGGUCUGUUUCCCCUUGGUGUCUCCUCUGGUCUCUGUCCCCCAUCUUGUGUACCAUGUGUCCCUGAGGGCGAGUCACACCUGUGUCUAGAGUCUGCUGUAGGUGUCCAGUCUACCUCAAGGGGUCAUCAUGGUCAGCUCUGUCCACAUGGAAUCCUCCGUCCAUUGCCACACACACUGGAAUGUAUCCCCUGCCCUUCAAUAACCCCCGACCCCAUCUUUCCUAUAAUCACCACAAACUCCUAGUGCAAAUUGGAUGCUGCUUUAAAUGUGAAAACAAUUGUUCAAAAGCUAUAAAACCUGAAUGAAAGCUAAAGCUGAAUUUAUAAGCCUUGUUGCAUAUGAGCCAAAAGUGCAAAAAGCUCUAUAUAAUGAACUAACCUGCCACUCGUAUAAAUAUAAAUAUAUAUAAAUAUAUUAAAAUCAGACUGUUCUACAAAAUUGUGUAUUUGUAUUUUUGUGUACGUACAAUUUUCUGCUAAGCAGAAGGAGGAUGUAGUAUAGGAUGCUGUGAGAAGAGAUUUGGUUUAAUCCUAUUUCUUUGUUACUUAUUUUUGUUAACAUCAGAUGCCUGUCUUUGUCUUAUAUGUAUAUGACACUGUUUGGAAAGCUGCAGUAUCUCUCUCCCUUAGGUCCAGAGUCCAUUAGAGAGUUGGCCACUCGACACAGAAAAGCAAACAGUUUGGUCCUGUCCACCCUGAGGGGACCCGGAGCUACUUCCUGGUGAGGGAAACAGCUCCCCCGCUUCGUGCCAGUCACUGUAUUUUGACUUCCUCCUGGGAAGCAAAAUUCCACUUCUAGAAAUCAACUAAAACAAAAGAUUAUGAGAUCUCCCUGUUACAGAGUGUCCCCUGGGCCCACCAGGAAGGGACACAGGAGAUCUCUAAACUCUGGCCAAGAAAUAAGAGAUCCUGUUCCUGAGUUUGUGCUGACAGCAGCAGGGCUGUGCCUGACCUGUGGUGCCAGCUUGUUGGCUGUCCCUGGGUCCGUCUCCCUCAGAGUAGUUGCUGCCUUUCUUCAGAUCAGGUUACCAAAAUGCCUCCCUCUGCUGAGCUGCUGACGCUUUAUCUCCCAGGUCUCCAGCCCCAGUGACCUGGAGCAUCUCAGAACCCACUUUGCAGGUGCUAAUCACAAGAAGGGGUUAAAGUGGCUGCCAGGAGUGGCCAGAAACCAACCAAUGGGAGGCCAGGCCAAAAGACGCUCUGGGUCCGGAGCUGGCAGGAAGCUUCUCUAAGGAGAGGGAUACUGCACCUUCCCCUGUAGGACUCAUAUUUAUAACAGUGUGUAACGACUGUAGCAAAAAGCCCUUGUUUCUAGAUGUAAAUGGUCAAAGAAACAAGGGCUCUAUCGUAUUGAUUAAAAUAGUUGAGAUGAGUCCUGUAUCAUUGUAUCUCCUAUUCUGGAUUAGUGCCUUUUGGACAGUAGACUGUUCUGUAAUUAAAAUGUAGUAUACUGCUUUUUUGUACAGUUUUGUUUUAAUAAAACUUUUUUUUAAUUUGUGUUUAUUUUAGUAUUGUACCUAUUAGAGAAUAAAAUGUAUAACUGAA
This is a messenger RNA of Nycticebus coucang (slow loris), 14068 nucleotides long. It is a transcript of the gene HMBOX1, whose product is annotated as homeobox containing 1. Gene Ontology annotation, biological process: positive regulation of DNA-templated transcription. The transcript is spliced from 11 exons. NCBI's taxonomy places the organism in Eukaryota, Metazoa, Chordata, Mammalia, Primates, Lorisidae. Gene Ontology annotation, molecular function: double-stranded telomeric DNA binding. The record is from RefSeq and is a predicted model, not a curated record. The coding region runs from base 340 to 1674 and encodes 444 amino acids. Gene Ontology annotation, cellular component: nucleus.